Spea bombifrons (plains spadefoot toad) is the source of this 5677-nucleotide messenger RNA. It is a transcript of the gene POLQ, whose product is annotated as DNA polymerase theta. NCBI's taxonomy places the organism in Eukaryota, Metazoa, Chordata, Amphibia, Anura, Pelobatidae. Gene Ontology annotation, biological process: DNA-templated DNA replication; double-strand break repair via alternative nonhomologous end joining. The coding region runs from base 292 to 5355 and encodes 1687 amino acids. The record is from RefSeq and is a predicted model, not a curated record. The transcript is spliced from 31 exons. Gene Ontology annotation, molecular function: DNA binding; DNA-directed DNA polymerase activity; ATP binding.
UGUGUGAGGGGACCAUCCGUUCCGGGUGAAGCGCCCCGGGGGUCGCGUGAGAAUCUCGCGUUAUGAAUUGAUAAUGUCUUCGCCGGAAACGAAAUGUCUCUUUUUGGUCCAGUUUGUCACUUCGUCAUGGAAACGCAUCUCACAUCCAGUUGUGUCACGGGAUGUAAUGAAGGGACGCGCCGCCGCAGACACGUAGUACCGGCGCCUGAGCGGUGACACGGCGAGGACUAUAAUUUAAAGGGGGCUGUGGGUGGUCGGGGCGUCUCAUCACCAGACCACCACCUGUGCGCCAUGCAGGACCCCAAUAAAAAACAGGCCAUGGGCUCGUUGCGGGAGCCGGGCUCCAGCCUUUCCAAGAUAUUGUUCGGCGGCUUGGCGUCCGGCCCGGUGAAGGGCAUUCUGGGACCUCACAAUGGACGGAAGCGCACCCGGCCGCCAUCGCUCUCGAGCCCCGGAUCCGAAGACUCCGCCAGUCCCUCUUCUUCCAAGAAGCCGGCGCUGAGCAGACAUGUCUACGGCGCCUCCAGGCCUCGCCGCGCAAAACCCUCCCCGAAACCCAGAACCCCGGACCCUGGACGGAGGAAAGAGGAGCCGGCGAGCUUAACGGCUCGCGGGGCGCAGAACGAUUACAUCCUGUUCAGCCCGUCUCACCAGGCGUCCGUUCUGGAGAAGCGCAAGCGGCUGGACGCGAGCGCCGCUCUCUCCGUGUCGGUUCUCACCCCGCCGGCCGGUCUCGACCGGACGCUCCUGGAAAGCAGCAAACUCAGCGACAGCGUUUCUGCGUCCGGACUCCACAUGGCGGCCCCCGACGAGCUGGCUGACAAGCUGCUGCUGGCGAGCUGGGGGCUCCCCAAAGCUGUCCUGGAGAAAUACGGCCGUGUCGGGGUGACUCGGAUGUUUGAGUGGCAGGCGGAGUGUCUGAUGCUUGGCCAGGUGCUGGAGGGGAAGAACCUCGUGUAUUCGGCCCCCACCAGCGCAGGGAAAACUCUGGUCGCCGAGCUGCUGAUUCUGAAGCGGGUUCUGGAAACCAGGAGGAAAGCGUUAUUUAUCCUUCCGUUUGUCUCCGUAGCUAAAGAGAAAACCUACUAUUUGCAGAACCUGUUUGAGGAGGUCGGGGUGAAGGUUGAGGGGUACAUGGGAAGUUCGGCCCCUGCCCGGGGGUUUUCCUCUCUGGACGUCGCCGUUUGUACCAUUGAAAAAGCCAACGGCCUGGUCAACCGGCUGAUAGAGGAAGACCGGAUCGAUCAGCUGGGGAUGAUGGUAGUGGAUGAGCUGCACAUGCUGGGGGAUUCUCACCGAGGAUAUCUGCUGGAACUGCUCCUCACCAAGGUCCAAUACGUCACCCAGAAACGAGCCAAGAAGACCGGCGAUGGCUCCCGGGACGUGGUGCAGAUCGUGGGUAUGAGCGCCACCCUUCCUAACCUGGACCUGCUGGCUUCUUGGCUCGGUGCUGAGCUCUACCACACCAAUUACCGGCCCGUGCCGCUUAUCGAGGUGGUGAAGAUCGGCAAGACUUUGUACGACUCGUCUAUGACAGCGUUGCGGGAAUUUGAACCGUUAAUACAAGCGAAGGGAGAUGAGGAUCACAUCGUUGGCCUCUGUUACGAGACUGUUCAAGGAGGUCACUCGAUCCUGAUCUUCUGUCCUUCGAAGAACUGGUGCGAGAAGCUGGCCGAUACCAUUGCCCGCGAGUUCUACAACCUGUACCAUCGGGCCCUUCAGCAGCCGGAAGACCCUGGGAGGCCAGACCCCGUGGCACUGGAUAAGGACGGCAUUCGGGACGUGGUGGGCCAGCUGAAGCGGUCUCCGGCGGGGUUAGACGCGGUUCUGGCCCGGACGGUCCCGUGGGGAGUGGCGUUCCAUCACGCCGGGCUGACGUUUGACGAGAGAGACAUCAUAGAAGGAGCUUUCCGCCAGGGACACGUCCGAGUGCUGGCGGCCACCUCCACGCUGUCGUCCGGCGUUAACCUGCCUGCGCGCCGGGUCAUCGUCCGCUCUCCCCUGUUUAAUGGCCGCCUCCUGGAUAUUCUCACAUACAAGCAGAUGGCCGGCAGAGCGGGGAGGAAAGGAGUGGACACGGCGGGUGAAAGUAUCCUCGUCUGCAAAAACUCCGAGAGAUCCAAAGGCGUCAGUUUGCUGCAGGGGUCGCUGAAGCCGGUGCAGAGCUGUCUAAUGAGACGGGGGGGCCUCGGCGUCACCGGCAGCAUGAUCCGCGCUAUACUGGAGAUAAUUGUUGGCGGAGUGGCAGACACCCCUGACGACGUGCGGAUGUAUGCCUCUUGCACCUUGCUGGCUGCCAGCCUCCAGGAGAGCGAGGAGCGCCGGGAGGAGAGCGAGGAGCCCCGGGAGGAGAGCGAGGAAGGAGGGGCGAUCGAGGCCUGCGUGGAGUGGCUGCUGAAGAACGAGUUCGUACAGAUCCUGGAGGAAGACAGAGAUGGCGGUAAAGUUGAAGUUUAUCGGCCCACGAAGCUCGGCUCGGCGACUCUCUCCUCCUCUCUCUCCCCGUCGGAGGCGCUGGGAAUAUUCGCCGAUCUCCAGAGGGCGAUGAAAGGCUUUGUUCUGGAGAACGACCUCCACAUUCUUUAUCUGGUCACCCCUGUGUACGAGGAAUGGACCACUAUCGACUGGUACCAGUUCUUCUGCCUCUGGGAGAAGCUGCCCGUCUCCAUGAAGCGCGUGGCAGAACUCGUGGGAAUCGAGGAAGGUUUCCUGGCGCGUUCAGUAAACGGCAAAAUAACUGCCAAAAAUGACCGGCAGCACCGGCAGAUCGCCAUCCACAAGAGGUUUUACACCAGCCUCGUGCUCCUGGAUUUAAUCAGCGAGGUUCCUUUAAAAGACCUGACGAGGAAAUACGGCUGUAGCCGCGGGCAGCUUCAGUCCCUGCAGCAGUCGGCUGCCACCUACGCAGGCAUGGUGACCGUGUUCAGUAAUCGCCUGGGCUGGCACAACAUGGAGCUUCUCCUGUCGCAGUUCCAGAACCGCCUCACCUUCGGUGUUCAGAGAGAGCUGUGUGACCUGGUCCGCGUGGACCUGCUGAACGCGCAGAGGGCCCGAGCGCUUUAUAACGCGGGCUUCAUCAACGUCUCUGAGCUGGCGAGAGGGAACAUCACCGACGUGGAGACUGCCUUAAAGAACGCCGUGCCCUUCAAGAGCGUGCGGAGGGCAGUCGACGAAGACGAGGAGGCAGCUCAAGAGCGGCGAGCGGCUCGGUGCAUUUGGAUAUCGGUGAGAACGCCGUCCCGGGUCCCCGCUAAAGAAGAUGGACUCGUUGUCGCGGGCCGCGAGGACCUCCUGCUGGUCGGGCUGGCGGUGUGCUGGGGCGGGAAGGACGCCUAUUACCUCUCCCUGCAGAAAGAACAGGACGGGGCAGAUGUCAGCUCCAGCUUGGCGCCCCCUCCGCUGGACCAGAACCUCUCGGUGGCCGACCGUUUGUGGCACCUCCGGGCCGCCGUCCAGCGCAGCCGCGAGAGCCCGGGCUCCAUCGUCGCGUACAACUUCAUCGAGCAGUUCAAAGCCCUGGUCCUGGCGUGCGGCGUCUCCCUGGCAGGCCGCUUCGAGGACCCAAAGGUGGCCUGCUGGUUGUUGGACCCCGGGUCAAAGGAGCGAACGCUUCACAACAUGGUGACAAACUUCAUGCCCCAUGAGCUGCCCCUGCUGGACGGGGUGGGCACCGGGCAGGGAGUGCAGAGCCUGGGACUCAGUACCGGCUGUGACCAGUCGGGGCGCCUGCGAGCCGCCAUCGAGUCCGUCCUCGUGCUCAGCGCCAUGGACAAGCUCAGCCGCUUACUGGAGAAGGAGAAGCUGGAAGACGCGUUCCACGCCGUGGAGAUGCCCACCCAGUACUGUCUGGCGCUGCUGGAGCUGAACGGCAUCGGGUUCAGUGCCGAGGAGUGCGAGACGCAGAAGCACAUCAUGGAGGCCAAGCUCAGCGAGAUAGAAGCCCAGGUCUACCAGCUGGCCGGCCACAGCUUCUCCCUCACCAGCCCCGAUGACAUCGCGCAGGUUCUCUUUAUUGAACUUAAGCUCCCCCCCAACGGAGACGUCAAAGGACCGGGGGGCAAAAGGACUCUGGGUUACACCAGAAGGCCGGCGGUCAGCGGGGGCCGGGUCAGGCUGGGCAGGCAGUUCAGUACCACCAAGGACGUGUUGGAGAAGUUAAAGCCGCUCCAUCCGCUUCCCGGCCUCAUCCUGGAGUGGAAGCGGAUCACGAACGCCAUGACCAAGGUGGUGUUCCCGCUGCAGAGGGAGAAGCGUCCGAGCGCCUGUCUGGGGAUGGAGCGGAUCUACCCCGUGUCUCAGACGCACACGGCUACCGGUCGUGUGAGUUUCACGGAGCCCAAUAUCCAGAACGUCCCCAAAGACUUUGAGAUUGAAAUGCCGCGUCUGGUUGGGGAAAGCCCCCCGUCGCAGGAUCCGGCGCCGUCCGUCCUUUCCAGGGGCCGGGGGAAGAAGAACCCAAUCCGAGCUCUCAGACCCAAACUGCCCACCGAACAAAUUCCGGCUGAGAAGGGAAUGUCGUUUUUUGUCAGUAUGAGACACGCCUUCAUCCCGUUUCCAGGGGGGCUCGUCUUGGCCGCUGAUUACGCUCAGCUAGAACUGCGCAUCUUGGCUCAUUUAUCCAAAGACCGCCGGCUCAUCCAGGUCCUGAACACCGGAGAAGACGUCUUCAAGAGCAUCGCGGCCGAGUGGAAGAUGAUCGACCCCGAAGCGGUCACAGACGAAAUCCGACAGCAAGCAAAGCAGAUCUGCUACGGAAUCAUCUAUGGGAUCGGCCCCAAAUCUCUGGGGGAUCAGAUGGGGAUCGAGACAGAGGAUGCCGCCUGUUACAUCGAGUCCUUCAAGGCCAGAUAUACCGGUAUUAAUAAGUUUCUGCGCGAUACGGUGAAGAGCUGCGCCCGGGACGGCUUCGUGCGAACCAUCCUCGGCAGGCGCCGCUACCUCCCGGCUAUUAAGGAUUCGAACCCCCACGCCAGAGCCCACGCCGAGCGGCAGGCGGUGAACACGACGGUUCAGGGCUCCGCGGCGGACAUCGUGAAAACGGCCACCUUCAAUAUCCAGAGGCGGCUGGAGGAGAGCUUCCCGUCGGUGCCGCUUUCCCACGCUCACCGGGAGCAUGCGCCGCGCACCGCAGGAAAGUCUGAGAGGCGUAAAAAUAACCUCCCGCCGGAGCGCGGCGCUUUCUUCAUCCUCCAGCUCCACGACGAGCUGCUGUACGAGGCUGCGGAGGAUAACGCCAUCCAGGUGGCUCAGAUCAUAAAGCGCGAGAUGGAAAACGCCAUCAAACUAUCGGUGAAACUAAAAGCAAAAGUGAAAAUCGGCCCCAGCUGGGGGUCCCUGCAGGACUUCGACCUGUGAGAGGGGCCCCGCAAACCCCGGCUGUACGGAGAAGACGGGAAGAAUCCUCUCCUGCGCGUUGGAAAGUCGGCGCCAUUUCUUUUUAACGGCCCCUUUUAAUUUAUUCCCCGGCGCGGUUUGAAUAUUCCGAUGAUAUUUUAAUAUCUGAUCCUUUUUGUAUAGCAGGCGAUACGUGCGAUAAAUGAAUUUAAAUAUUAAUAUUUUCUUAAAUUAAAGCAUCAAUUCAUGAAUUAUUCCUCCCCGCCUUCUGACUCAUCAUAUUCCGACUUUACCUAGUCGGAAUAUGCUAAUUAUGUAAUGUAUUUAUGUAAGCAUGUGUAUA